CAUGCUUUUCUCCUUGUUUCAGGAGACUCUGUCACGUUCAGUCUAUCGGGUUCAAAAAGCUCAGACUUUACUAUACAUGCAUCCAGCGGAGUUGUCACGCUCACUGACGCACUUAACUACGAGGUUACCUCAUCCUACUCACUCACAGUCACAGCGUCUGAUAGCAACGGUGGUGUCACGCAAACUUCACUUACUGUUACGGUAACGAAUGCCAAUGAUGCCCCAGUCUCCGUCGGUAAUCCAUACUCGGCGACCAUCGCGGAAGACGAACCCAGCGGUACAAAUGUUUUAAAGACGGCUGCUUCGGAUGAAGAUGGUCAUGGCAUUUUAUUUAGCUUGUCGGGGAGUUCCGAUUUCGAGAUCCUUAACUCAGGAAUGAUUCGGAUCAAGGCAGGGGUUAGCUUAGAUUACGAAAUUCAAGACAGUUACAACUUAACGGUGACUUUUUCCGACGGUGUAGCAAGUGCUUCCGAGCUAGUUGCGAUAACUGUGACGAACAAAAACGACGCACCUACCUUGCCAAGUUCUCCGUACUCCACGAGCGUUUCCGAAGAUGUGUCCGUGGGAGCGAGUGUUUACGACAUAGAUGCAAGUGACCAGGACGGUGAUUCGUCAACAUAUACGCUGUCGGGAACUGGUGUAACGCACUUUACGAUCGAUUCCAAUACUGGGAUUGUAACAACCACCCAGGCGUUGGAUUACGAAGAUACGACCUCUUAUUUCGUGACCGGUGAGUAA
This is a messenger RNA of Porites evermanni, 738 nucleotides long. NCBI's taxonomy places the organism in Eukaryota, Metazoa, Cnidaria, Anthozoa, Scleractinia, Poritidae. The record is from the annotation of a GenBank genome assembly.